Daphnia carinata is the source of this 1627-nucleotide messenger RNA. RefSeq lists its product as uncharacterized. NCBI's taxonomy places the organism in Eukaryota, Metazoa, Arthropoda, Branchiopoda, Diplostraca, Daphniidae. The record is from RefSeq and is a predicted model, not a curated record. Bases 160 to 1365 code for a protein of 401 amino acids. The transcript is spliced from 4 exons.
AAAAAUUCCAUUUUUCUUUCAUUCCAAACUACCAGAUUAGUGCAGUUAGUUUAGAACAGAAAAAAGAACAUACAGUGAAGAAACUUAAAAUAAUUAAUAUCUGGUUCAGUUAGUUGGAUUUAUAUUUAUUUUUAGCUGACUAGAGUGUCUAUAUUAAAGAUGUUUACAUCUGAUAACGAGCUAGGUGACUCAAGCAUGAGUAUUAACGAGCCUAGAUUACCAAGGCCUUUCUUAAUUAAUAGGUUUCAGGGUUUGGAAAUUCCACCCCAAGUGUCUGAACCAUCAUUGUACUCCGGAGAUGUAUUAACCAACUUUAAAGAAUCCCUCCAACCCCGAGGUACCAUUACUCAAACCUCACCUGUCAAAAGCCCAGGUUUUAUUCCUCAACUGACUCCACUUUCAGUUCUCAAAAAGACUGCAAGUUGGGCAAAAAAUACACCACCAUGUGGUUGUAAAACACCACCACCAAAUGCCACUGGUAUUGUCAUGUCUCCAUCUGUUGACCCAGAUAUCAAAGAACUCAUUCAAGAUCAGAAUAGGCAACUUGAUCUCCUCCAGAAACAAGUCAAACAGCUUCUUCAAUAUCAAGAAAGAUUACAAGACCAAUUAGGAGAUAAGCCAAGAGCUAAUGGUGCCACCCAAACAUCAUCAUAUUUUGACAUUCAAAGUCCCAAGUGUCAUCCAUCUGCCCGAUUUUUCCCCCACUCCCAUAGUGAUUCUCCCACUGCACGUCAACAACAGGAUCGUACAGAGAUAACAUUAACUUUCAGAGAUCUCCAACUUGAGACAAUUGUGGAACAACCACCAAGUCCCCAGCAAUCCUUUGUGGUCAACAUGCAAGAAUAUCAAGAAUCUGUUUCUGAACAAUCAGAUGAAAGUACUGAAUCAUGUGAGAAUGUUAUGGAACAUGUUCAAAAGCUAUUGGCACAAGCCAACAUUACUAAUGGCAGAAAACCACUCAUGGAAAAAGCUCCAGAUAUGAAUGUUGAGAAUAGAACACCAGAAAGGCAUGUGUUCCACGACAUGUUCCCGGAAAACCCUACUCGUAAAGUAACGAUGCAACGCGUGCAAGAACUCGGAAUCAGUUUCAUCAAUCCAUUUGCAUUAAAUACUCCACGUAACCCAGUCUAUUAUCCUCGUUCGAACGCCAAACUCAGCUAUGCCUGGGAUGCACGUAAGGAAACGGAUCAAAGUGUGGAAAUGGAGCGUUUGGCUGAGAAAUAUCUUGGACAAUCGAAGCCCGUUGAAAACAAGACUUCAGAUUAUAAAUUUAAAACUUCAAAAUCAGUAGAAAUGAGUAUGUCGUCCCAGCAAUAUCUCGAACGUUAUGGCCUUCACGAAUAUGCAGAAUCUUCCUCUCGUUAAGAAUGGCGUUGUACUUGCUUUUCUGAAAGAUUCUCACAUCACAUACGCAUUAGUGUUUGCUGUCGGAUCAGUAUAUUAAAUUUAAAAAGCUCUGGUAUUUGACUAUGUAUUGCUGUUAUUAUCUAUGUAUGUACUAACCCUUUAAAUAUGUACAGUCAAUUAAGGUUCUACUGUUCAUUUUUAUCACACAGAGAAACUUUCUCCACAUCCACAUGUCCCUUUUAUGUUUGGAUUAUUGAAUACAAAUUCUGAUGAGAGUUCA